Molecule: messenger RNA, 714 nt
Organism: Pomacea canaliculata
Lineage: Eukaryota; Metazoa; Mollusca; Gastropoda; Architaenioglossa; Ampullariidae
Exons: 3
Coding region: 1-714 (237 amino acids)
Source: RefSeq, a predicted model, not a curated record
AUGAUGUCCUUUUCUCAUGGCGGAGUUGUACUGGUGUGUGUUGCCUUCACAGUAAUGUCCUCUGUCUUGCAAGAAGUGAACACCGAGCACAGUAACGGAGUGGUGUUCCAGAACUUUGCAGGAAUGGAGCUUCAGGUGCCUUGUACCGUCCCUCAGUCGGUGGUGAGCACAGCGUCAGGCUGUACGAUGAGAUGUAAGGCCUUCCCAUCAUGCCGAGCGGGCUCGUACAACAAGGCAACAGCCAGGUGUUGUCUCAGCUCCCUUCUGGCCUACGAACAAGGCGCCACUUACCUGGAGAACGAGGACAGCACCUACUUCCAGCCUGUCACAGACACGGUGCGGUAUGACAACUGGACGCUGGUGUUCCGGGUGCUGGCGGGCAGCGGCCAAGAGACUUACGCCACGUGGACGAGGACUGGCCUUCAUCAUGACCACUGGCUCGGGUCAAAGGAUAUGAAGGUGGGAUGUGUGAGCAUGAACUCCUCAAAGCCCUGCAACACUUUGUUCAGAAGUCGACUGCUGGACGACUGGGACAAGCUCAAGGUGAAGAAGGUUCGCGUGAGCCUCAUCAAGAACAGCCAACAGGUAAACAUCGUUUUCAAUGGAAGUGGCUCCGGAUACCUGGACUGGUUCAGUCAGUACCGAGUCCUCGAGUCCCCGUGGCAGGAUCUCUUUCCAAACAACUCCUACCUAUUUUUCUCAGUAGCAGGGUAG